GUGAAGCAAAGUCACCACAAAACUCCCACUCAAUCAUGUCAUUAUUUGUGUGUAUAUAUAAAUACCUAAUUUAACCAUAACCAUAACCAAAACACACAAACCUCACCAAAGAAAUGGCAAUCUUAAAGUAUUGGCUUAUCACUAUUUUCUUAAUUUUCUCAUCAACACAUUGCUUUGCUUUCUCAAAUUCUUCAUCAUCAUCUAUCCAAGAGGAUUUCUACAAGUGCAUAUGUUUGAACUCAAAUUUCUCUGCCCCCUUCUCCACAGCUUUCUUCACCCCUAGCAAUGCUUCAUUCCCUACCGUUCUCGAAUCCACCGCCCAAAAUCUCCGGUACCUGGUCCCGUCCGCCCCAAAACCAAAACUUAUUUUCAAGCCACCCGCCGAGUCCCAUGUCCAGGCCGCGGUCAUUUGCGCGAAACAACUCGGCGUUCAGCUCAGAGUCCGGAGCGGGGGCCACGACUACGAAGGCCUCUCUUAUGUUUCUGGAAUGGAACCGCCGUUCGUCGUCCUUGACCUCUCUAAUCUGAGAGAGGUCAAGGUUGACGCCGCGGCUAACAUUGCCUGGGCCCAAGUGGGCGCCACUGUCGGGGAGGCAUAUUACAGGAUUUCACAGGAGAGCGGGAAUCUGGGCUUCCCGGCGGGUCUGUGUUCCAGCCUGGGAAUCGGGGGGCACAUAACCGGAGGAGCGUACGGUCCGAUGAUGAGAAAGUACGGUCUCGGAGCUGACAACGUUGAAGACGCUCGGAUUGUGGACGCCAGGGGGAGGAUUCUGGACAGGCAAGCCAUGGGAGAGGAUCUUUUCUGGGCGAUUAGGGGCGGUGGCGGUGGCAGCUUCGGAAUCAUACUGUCGUGGAAGCUCAGCCUCGUUCCCAUGCCUUCUGUGGUGACCGUAUUCACUGUCCCCAAAACCCUGGUGGAGGGCGCCACCGGAAUCCUGUACAAAUGGCAAAAUGUGGCCGAUAAGCUCCCGGAAGAACUGUUCAUCAGGGUGGUCAUAUCGGUGGUCAAUGGUAUAUUGGGAGAGAUUUGUUUCAUUUUGUGGCUUUGAGUUUGGCCGGUUCUUUUGACACCAUGCGUUAUGGAUUAUGACACCAAGCCAUUUCGGGAUUUUACUAUCCAAGACCGUUCUACCCCUAAACCCU
Messenger RNA from Cuscuta campestris, 1143 nucleotides. NCBI's taxonomy places the organism in Eukaryota, Viridiplantae, Streptophyta, Magnoliopsida, Solanales, Convolvulaceae. The record is from the annotation of a GenBank genome assembly.